ACUACGUAUGGAUCUUAGGGAUCGGGAUCGGUAUAUCAUAUGGAUUUCAAACCAAAAUAACUUUUAUAGGCCUAAUCAUUAAAUCAAUGAGAUUUAUCAUAAUUAUAUAAAUUUAAGCAGAAUGCCUGUCGGUGUCGAUUUUGAAGAAAUGCUAAAUUUUUGUCGAAAGCACCGGGUAUUGAUUGGUUCAGUUGUCGGGAUAGGUGUUACCUUGGUUUCCUUGAGACGCUACUUUGCUGGUGGAGUUUGUCGAAGUAAAGCAAGACUUGACGGGAAGACGGUUAUCAUCACAGGAGCCAACACAGGCAUAGGGAAAGAGACAGCUAUUGAUCUGGCUUCAAGAGGUGCCAAAGUGAUUUUAGCAUGUCGUGAUGUAAUGAGAGCUGAGAGGGCGGCUACUGACAUCAUCAGAAUAUCUAAUAAUCCAAAUGUAGCGGUGAAGAUUGUAGACUUAGCUUCUUUGGAAUCUGUCAGAAAAUUUGCUGAUGACAUCAAUAAAAGGGAGCCUAAAAUAGACAUUCUUAUCAAUAAUGCAGGUAUUAUGAUGUGUCCAUACUGGAAGACCAGGGAAGGUUUUGAGAUGCAGUUUGGUGUUAAUCAUCUUGGUCACUUUUUGCUGACAAAUUUACUGCUGGAUAAAAUCAAGAGUUCUGCCCCUGCUAGAAUCAUCAAUGUAUCAUCUCUCGCCCAUGAACGUGCAAACAAAUUCAAUUUUGAUGACAUCAACAGUGAAAGGGACUAUAAUUGUAUGACAGCUUACAGACAAAGUAAACUUGCCAAUGUUUUGUUUACAAGGGAGUUAAGUCAUAGGCUGCAAGGUACACAUGUAACAGCUAAUUCACUGCACCCAGGUUUUGUGCAAACGGAACUCUCGAGAUACUUUCCACAGACAAUGCCUGUAUACGUCAGAGCACUGUUUCCCGUAACACUCCUCCUCUCUAAAACUCCCAAGGAGGGAGCCCAGACCAGUAUUUACUGCGCUGUAGAGGAGAGUCUAGGAGAUGUGACAGGGAAAUACUUUAGUGACUGCCAGAUAAAGGAGGAGACUAAAGCCGCCCAGGACGAUGAAGCUGCCAGGAAGUUGUGGGAAUUGUCGGAGGAAAUGGUGGGGCUCAGGAAAUGAACAAAAUGAUGCAGUGUGCUACAGAGUUAGCUUUUGAAUUUGCUAUGAGGUCCUGAUGGUUUAUUUGUUUGCUGUUGCUUUAUUUUACUGUCAGACUUGUUAUUGCUUGCCAUGGUUGGAAACAUGUCCUCUCUCUGUCUUCCUGUUCAUUUUUUUUUCAGCCUUUCAGGUUAAUUCCAAAUGAAUCUUGCAGUAUUAUACCUCAUUAAAUUUCAUUUAAAUGUCUAUGAAAAUAUUUGUAUAGCAUGUGAAUACAUUUUAUAUUUAUUGCUAUGAUUUUUUUGUGAUCACACAGGUUUUUGGAGAUUUACAUUUAUACUAUAUGUACAAGUAUAAGAAAAUUGUAUAAGUUUUAUCGGUAAUUUAUUAACAUUUAUUGAAUUCAAAUUUUCAAUUUAUUACUUGGUCACAAUAUUGUAGAUAUCAAUGUAUAUCCAUGAUCUUUCAGGGAACAGCUAAUUUAUUACUUGUUCAUAAUAUUGCCGAUAUUGAUGUAUACGUGAUCUUUCAGGGAACUUGUACUCCUACAUACAUACAGGUGACUCUCGAUGGCUCGAAGUGAAAUCAUGGUCCCGAUUUUUUUCUCUAUAUAACAAAGCAAAUUUACUAUCGAUCUCUCGAAUGUUCGAUCUCUCGAAGUUCUCGAUCUCUCGAAGUGAAGUUGGGUCCUGUAAAAUACAUUUCAUUGUUUUUCACUCUCGAUGUCUCGAAGUGGUGGUAGCGUAUACCCACCGCUACCCAAGCGUGUAAUAAUUUCCGCUUGGGCCUUACCUGGAUUUUGUUGAAUGCCGGAGGGGUAAUUGGGUGUUUUCAUAGUUGAAACAUCCCUGGUGCUUCUUUGUGGAGGUUGAGUAUAUAAUUGGCUAAUUGGUCAGUUUACACCUUGCACUGGGGUUUUGAGUCGUGAUGAUUAAAAUUAUAGAUAAUCCGACUAUGAAUAAAAUCUAUAAUUUGUUUUGACGUGACGACGAGAGAGUAAGUUUUAUACCUAAUUUAGAGAUCUACAGACUGUUAAAUUUCUCAUGUUUGUUCUUUUUGUGUAAAGUUACUCUUAAAACAUCGUUUUACUCAUUCGUUUGAAUUUUCGUUUUAGGUAAAGUGACGUAACAUUGUUAUGUUUAGUUUGCCAUAGUAAAGCGUCAUUGGAACUUAGUUUUGUAUGCCUAUCUAAGCAUGAUUAAAGAACAAAUAAAUACAUAAACUUUGAAAUGUUUUUUUUUAAUGCAAAAUAAGGUUUUUUAUUUUGAUAUCAAAGUACCUGAUGAAUAUGAAGGAAAACAUGUCAAAACGAUCUUGUUGGUAUACAUUUCCGGUUACUGUAAAAUCUGAACCAUACCGGCAGACCUUAAAUUUCCAAAUUUCGAUCUCUCGAACUCUCGAUUUCUCGAAGUUUUAUCAAGGUCCCUGAACUUCGGGUUAUCAAGAGUCACCUGUAUCUUCAUGUAUAUCAUAGAGACUUAUUGCAAACAGGUUUUCUUGAAACUUUAUCAUAAAAAGUAUACUAUUA
Molecule: messenger RNA, 2630 nt
Organism: Ostrea edulis (European flat oyster)
Lineage: Eukaryota; Metazoa; Mollusca; Bivalvia; Ostreida; Ostreidae
Product: retinol dehydrogenase 13-like
Exons: 7
Coding region: 122-1123 (333 amino acids)
Source: RefSeq, a predicted model, not a curated record